Molecule: messenger RNA, 3144 nt
Organism: Pararge aegeria (speckled wood butterfly)
Lineage: Eukaryota; Metazoa; Arthropoda; Insecta; Lepidoptera; Nymphalidae
Product: RNA-binding protein FUS-like
Exons: 13
Coding region: 187-2631 (814 amino acids)
Biological process (GO): regulation of DNA-templated transcription
Cellular component (GO): nucleus
Molecular function (GO): RNA binding; transcription coregulator activity
Source: RefSeq, a predicted model, not a curated record
UGUAAUGAACACUUACAGAAAUACUUGUAAUUUUGUUGUUUCAAAUUUGAUUCAAUCUUUCAAUUAGCAAACGACGAAACAAUCAAUGUAACCUUUUAAUCACUGUACAUUGUCCAAGUGUAUUUACUUCAUUUUCCGUAAUAAGUAAAACUUAAAAAUAUUAGGCAAAGUCGAUAUCCAACAAACAUGGCUACAUACAGUGACAUGAGUUUAGAUGAUAUAAUUCAGAAAAAAAAGAGGCAAAACAUAAGGCCUAAGUCAAAGAUGAAGACACAAGUCCCGAUUAAAAAACAAAAUGUGAUAGAUGCAAGGAAUAAGAUAAUAUCUAAAAAACGUACCCAUAUUGUAGAUGCAAGAGAAAAACUAGCAGAGAUGGCCAAGCUUAAAGAUGCACGGAUAAAGUUAGAAGAGUUAAGAGCCAGAAAGCAGGGAAUGGCAAGAUUACCAGAUGUUAAUUCCCAAUAUCAUCGUAAAUACACUCAUUACAAUCACCCAUCUAGAAAAGAAAGAGUAUUUACAGAUUCUUCGAGGCAGGUUGUAUCCCAGCCACUAAAUGUGAAACCAGUAAGAAGGCAAAACUUUAACAAUAGAAAGUUCAUGGGAGACAGGUCUAUAGAAUCCAGAAUGCUAGCAAAACCUACAUUAAAGCCUAUAAUAAGAACUGUGGAAAAUGACAUAGAAAUUGUUGAUGAACCAAUGGAAGAUAAAUACGAUAUUUCAAGAACAAUAUCUAAUCGAAAAGCAAGUUUACAGCUGAAAAUUGUUACUCAAAAUAAUAAUGCAUUCAGGAGUGCAACUAUAGCAAAAGAAAAGAGUCCACCAAGACCUCCCUCCAUUUUGAAGAAAAGACCAAUGGCUGCUUUGCGUAGUGAAAACAAAGUUGAAAAACUAGAGAAACCUGCUACUGAGUUUAGGAUUAUCGUCAGUAAUUUACGUAGCUCUGUUACCGCUGGAGAUAUUGAGGAGCUAUUUGGUGAUGUUGGUGGCAUGGUUGAAUCUCGUUUAGUCAGACCCGGGACAGCAGAAGUCAUUUAUAAAACUCUUGAGGAUGCUCAACAGGCUGUAGAGCUGUACCAUAAUAGACAAUUAGACAAACAACCAAUGAAUUGUUUACUUGUCACACCCCGCACAACAGCUCCCACACAUUCAAGCGGUGGUGGAGGUUAUCCUGCUCAAUAUUCUAUGCCGCCGCCUUCAUUAAGUGCGGGUGAUAGCAACUAUUCCCCCACGCCACAACAAGGAGGUUAUAAUCAAAGUAACUAUGCUGGACAAAAUACUGGGGCUGCUUGGAGCCAACCACCAAGUACCGGAAGUGCCACUGGAGGAAGCUAUGGUGGAUCGCAACAACAAGACAGCAGUUAUGGUCAAAAUUAUGGUUCUAACUAUGCAAGUGGAGCAGGAGGAGGAGGAGGUGGCGGUGGUAGUGGUGGCGGCGGAGGAGGAUAUGACCGUAAUAAUGGCAACAACUACAAUGUGAGCAGCAAUGACCGUGGAAGCAGCAGUUAUGGAAGUAGUGACCGUGGAAGCAGCUAUGGCAAUAGUGACCGUGGCGGCGGCGGCGGAGGCUAUGGGAAUGACCGUAGUGGUGGAUCAAAUUUCGGUGGGGACAGAGGUGGCAGUGGAGGUUAUGGUGGCUCAGGAGGGGGUGGGGACAGAGGAUAUAGAGGAGGAGGUGACCGCUCAGGAUACAAUAGAGAUGGGGGGAAUAGAGAUGGUGGAUAUGGUGGCGGCGGCAGGGGGGGUGGUUUUAAUAAAGGCGGCGGUGGUUUCGGUGGCGGAGACAGGGAUGGAGGUGACAUGGUAACCCAAGAAGAUACAGUCUUUAUUCAAGGCAUGAAUCCGUCUACGACUGAAGAUGAAUUGUGUCAACAUUUCGGUGCCAUAGGAAUUAUUAAGACCGAUAAGAAAACCCAAAGACCUAAAGUGUGGAUGUAUAAAGACAAAGCUACCGGUCAACCUAAAGGAGAAGCCACCGUCACUUACGAGGACUCUAAUGCCGCGUCUUCUGCUAUACAGUGGUUCGACGGGAAAGACUUCAAUGGGGCUACAAUAAAAGUUUCGCUCGCCCAAAGACAGAAUACUUGGGGCGGUGGUAAAGGCGGCGGCGGUGGUGGUGGUGGUGGCGGCGGCGGCGGCGGUGGCGGUGGCGGAUUCCGUGGCGGUCGUGGAGGCGGCGGACGUGGCGGUGGAGGCGGUGGCGGCGGCGGCGGCGGAGGAGGCGGCGGCGGCAACGGUCCUACGUUCAACCGCGCCGGUGAUUGGACUUGCUCCAACCCUAGUUGUGGAAACACCAACUUCUCGUGGCGAAAGGCCUGUAAUAGAUGUAACGAAGAAAAGCCAGGCGGGGGUGGAGACAGUGGUGGUCCACCGCAGGGUGGUCGCGGCGGUGGAGGUGGGCCUCCAGGCAGGGGUGGCCGUGGCGGCGGAGGUCGCGGAGGCGGCCGCGGAGGUGGCGGCGGCGGAGGCGGUGGGGGCGGCGGAUGGGGAGGUGGCGGCGGUGGUGGCCGCCCAGAUCGUGGCGGUGACCGCGGUGGAGAUCGACGGGGCUCAGGCGGCGGAGGUGGCGGAGAUCGUAGCGGCGGCGCCAUGAGAGGAGAUGGAGGAGGCAGAGACAGGCAGAGACCUUACUAAGUAUUUGAAUUUGGUGUAAAAUUAAGUUUAGUUUAGUCGAUCGUUAUGACUGGGUUGUAUGGGCUUUUUUUUAGCCCUAACAAUACAUAUUACCAUCUUCAAAUAAUUUUUAAAUAGCAAAUACGCAUAGUACAUUUCUUUUGUAUAAUGUAAAAUGCUGAAUACAAAUUUGUAACACCCCUAUAGAAACAACUCCCAAUGCAAUAGUGUUGGAUAUUCUGGUCAUAAAAAACUCGUUGGGAGGGGUGUUAGUAGUGUACCGAGAUAUUAAAUGGGUUUUAAUAAUAAAUCUUAUAUUUCUUUUUUUUCAUAUUCAAUCAAUCUAUAACAAAUAAUUUUUAUUCCAUUCAGUUUAAAUAAAAUUAUGUUAGGUCAUAAGUACAGACGUCGUGUUAGUAUCUGUCGAAGGUAGAAUUCUUUUAGAAAUAUUAUGUAUGUAUUGUAAUUUUUAAGUAACUAUAAGUUAUUCGAAACAUUGUGUUGACAGAAUAAAUUUAAUGACUAAAAAGGUAA